UUGCUUUAAAUAAAAUUUUAAAAAAGAACUCCAUUUUUCCUGUACUUUAUUCGCUGCGUACGGCAACACUGUAUAAAUCGACUGUUUUGUUAUUGCGCAACUCGCUGUGCGGAGGGGUAAAAAUAAAAUAAAAAGGAAAUUCAAAAUGCAAAAUCCAAUUCAAAGGUUAGCCUACACGUUCGGUCAGCGUGCCUAUUCCCAAUUGCCACUGCUCUGCGCUGCCGGUGCAAGAACAACAGAAAUAACAAUUAAAAUGCCGAUGGCAAAUUCCACGCGCCUCUCCUCAUCCUCCGUGCUGGCCACGGAAUCAUCCAACAAGGGCAUGAUCAUUAUAAACAGGCCACAGGCCUUGAAUGCCAUCAAUCUUGAGAUGGUGCGCAAGAUAUACAAGCAUCUGAAAAAAUGUGAAAAGUCGAAAUCGCUGAUGAUUAUAAAAGGUACUGGUGAUAAAGCCUUCUGUGCGGGCGGCGAUGUGCGUGCGCUGGUUGAUGCCGGCCCCACGGAUGAGUCAAAGAGCUUCUUCCGAGAGGAGUAUACAGCCAAUGCAUUGAUAGGCAACUACAAGAUACCCUACAUUGCCCUUAUCGAUGGCAUUACCAUGGGCGGCGGCGUUGGACUCAGCGUCCAUGGAAAAUAUCGUGUGGCUACCGAUCGUACGUUGUUCGCCAUGCCCGAGACGGCCAUUGGACUAUUUCCGGAUGUGGGCGGUUCAUACUUCUUGCCACGCCUACAGGGAAAACUUGGCUUGUAUUUGGGCCUGACAGGUCAUCGAUUGCGUGGCGCCGAUGUCUAUUAUGCGGGCAUUGCCACACAUUACUGUGAGAGCAGCAAAAUAGCCGAACUGGAACAAGCACUGCUCAACUGCCCGGACGCCGAUGAUGUGCCUGACAUACUGAAAAAGUUCCACUGCCAGCCGGAGAAACCAUUCUCCUUACAGCCCGUGCUGGAGCAGAUUAACAAGCACUUUUCGGCCAGCUCCGUAGAGGGAAUACUUGAGAGUCUGCAGAACGAUGACAGCGAUUGGGCGAAGAAACAGUUGGAGAUCCUUUGCAAAGUGUCGCCCACAUCCCUGAAGGUAACCUUUCGCCAGCUGGAGCUUGGCGCACAGAUGUCGCUGGCCCAAUGCUUGAUCAUGGAAUAUCGCCUAGCUGUGCGCCAUUUGGAACCGCGCGCUGACUUCAAGGAGGGUGUUCGCGCACUGCUCAUCGACAAGGAUCAGCAGCCCAAAUGGCAACCAGCCACGCUGGCCGAGGUCACCGAGGAGCAUUUGCAAUGGUUCUUCAACAAACUGCCCGACACCGAGGAGCUCAAAUUGUAAUGUAGCUGCAGCUUGCGUAGUUUAUAGCCCGCAAAUUCGUUUCUGCUUCAGUUAUCCUUCGUCUUCCUGUUAUCCUGCACCAUUCUACAAAGCCAAUGCUUAAACAUUUCCAAUUUUUAUCACCAUUCAGUUGAGCAUGCAUUUUUUAUCUGCCUGAUAUCUUUUGCAAGAUGUUUACAGCGAAUCCUGCUAAAACUCUGAAAUCUCUUUUAUCUUUAUUCCAAACAGCGACUAAAUCAUGGCCAACAUGUAUUUACCCUUCUAACGAGCGUGAAAUUUGAUGCAUUUAUAUUUUAUAUAUAUAUAUAUAUAUUUUAUAUACAGCUUAUGUAAACUUUUAAAUAACAAACACUUUUUGUGCCUAAAGAAUCAGUAGCAAUCGAUUAACAGUAAAUAAAUUGUAGAAUGUAUAUAUAU
Messenger RNA from Drosophila novamexicana, 1735 nucleotides. RefSeq names its product 3-hydroxyisobutyryl-CoA hydrolase, mitochondrial (gene Hibch). The record is from RefSeq and is a predicted model, not a curated record. Lineage: Eukaryota; Metazoa; Arthropoda; Insecta; Diptera; Drosophilidae. The transcript has 3 exons. Gene Ontology annotation, cellular component: mitochondrion. The coding region runs from base 146 to 1318 and encodes 390 amino acids. Gene Ontology annotation, molecular function: 3-hydroxyisobutyryl-CoA hydrolase activity. Gene Ontology annotation, biological process: L-valine catabolic process.